AAUAUAUUUUCUAUAUUUCUAUAUAAAUAAUUCAUUUGGUGUUUCAAUAUAUAUUGAAUUCCACCUCAUACUUUAGAAAUAUUUUGUCCACUAGCUGGCACAUGAGGGUGAGGCCCAAAAACGCGAAUAUGAUAGGAUAUUGUAUCUUCCGCCAUUGAGUUCAGUAGCUCCUUCAUUCUUAUUGAUUUGUAUGUAGUAUAUUCAGCCAUGCCCCUCUUUUCUUCUCCAAGCUCAAAAUGCUUUUGGAUAACAUUAAUAGUAUUUUCCCUAAGCUACUAUCUCUUAAUUGCAAAAUCAACCACAUUCCCAACAUCACCACCACCACCAAAACUAUGCAAUAAGAAUCCAUACAAACAACUCAACCUCGUAUUGAACAAAAACGGCAGCGUCAGGCGCGGGUCCAUGCCUCCAGAGAGCCCUCCUGCACCAGAUCCCAACCUCCCCACCAAGGUUCUCUCCAAAGACCUCCCCAUCAACAAAUCAAAGGGCACAUGGGCGAGGAUCUACCUACCCCGGGAAACACUGGAUCAGAACUCCAAGCUUCCGUUACUGGUGUUCUUCCACGGUGGCGGAUUCAUAUUCCUCAGCGCAUCAUCCACCAUUUUCCAUGAGUUUUGUUUCAACAUGGCAAACGACGUCGUUGCGGUUGUUGCGUCCAUAGAGUACCGUCUCGCACCGGAACAUAGACUCCCUGCAGCCUAUGAAGAUGCUGUGGAGGCGCUGCACUGGAUCAAAACUAAUCAGGAAGAAGAUGAUUGGCUGAGGUACUAUGCUGAUUUGUCCAAUGUGUUUUUAGUUGGUAGUAGUGCCGGGGGGAACAUAGCGUACAACGCAGGUCUACGUUUAGUCGCUACUGGUAGUGGUUAUGAUCUAGGAAUUCCCAAGAUCCAAGGGCUUAUAUUAAUUCAGCCUUAUUUUGGUGGGACCCAAAUGACCGGUUCAGAAAUGAGGCUGGCCAAUGAGCCUCAUUUAUCACUUUGUAAUAACUAUGCGUUGUGGGAAUUGUCGUUACCCGUUGGGGCUGACCGUGAUCAUGAGUAUUGUAAUCCCACGGUGGGAGAUGGUCCUAAGAAAAUUGAAAUGAUUAGACGGCUUGGGUGGCGGGUACUGGUGACCGGAUGUGGCGGUGACCCACUUGUGGACCGUCAGAUGGAACUGGUGAAGGUGAUGGAGAUGAAAGGUGUGAAAGUGGUGGGGCAUUUCACAGCAGGGGAUUACCAUGGGGUGCAAGAUACUGAUCCCUUCAAAGCCAAGCAACUAUAUAAGAUGACGGAGAGCGGUUGAGCGCAACGGACGACGGCGAACAGGGGAUGGAGAGCGAACAGGUGACUGAUGAGAGUGAACAGGGGAUGGAGAGCGAACAUGUGACUGAUGAGAGCGAACAGGGGAUGGUGAGAGCGAAAUAACGAACGCUGAUAGCAUGAAGGCAGAAGUUCUUGAGUGCGACGGAGGCGGCAGCAGCAGUCUCUCACUCCGACAGACAGCGACAAGAUUGAGGGAGGCUAGGGUUUGCUUUCUUUUGGUGGAGACUAGGGAAUUUUGCUGAUGACUAAGGAAGGAGUUGGAAAAGGGAGCCAAACGCGUGCAAUCCCUUUUUUCCUUUCAACAAAGGAAACGGCGUCGUUUGUUGUGAAACGGCCGGGUCUCGAUUCGGUUUGAUCGACCAAUUUCUGGCCGGUUCAGCGGUUUGUGUCCGAUUUCUAAAACAACAAUUUAUGCUAAUAAACCGAAUUGCCUAAGCUACCAGUUCGACCGGCCGAUCUGGUCCGGUAUUCAGACCAUUGAUCACAACGCAGCUCAAGAAGGAAGACAUAAAAUUUAUAACAAUAACAAUUCCAUCAAUAAUUCAACAUUCCAACAUACAUAACAAUUAUAUCCAUCAACAAUAACAUAAGUCUCAAUGAAAACAUAAAUCUAAUGACAUAGAACAUAACAUAGUCAUUCAUAAGGUGGCUUUGAGAAGAUGACAACAUUGUCUAGACGAAGGUGGCGAUGUUUGAAACGGAGACACUCGACGGUCGAGACUGUUGGGUCGCCUGUAUCUGGGUUUGUUGCAUCCCUCCCAGCAAGACAGUCUAGUUAAGAACCUAAGAUGCAGAAUCACGGGUGGAGCGGGUUUCAAGGUAGCUUGGGUGGAUUGGGUUUCAUGCGUAUUCUGAUUUUUUCGUUUUGGGUCAACUUUGUUGGCAUCGA
This is a messenger RNA of Arachis stenosperma, 2193 nucleotides long. RefSeq names its product carboxylesterase 1-like. NCBI's taxonomy places the organism in Eukaryota, Viridiplantae, Streptophyta, Magnoliopsida, Fabales, Fabaceae. Gene Ontology annotation, molecular function: hydrolase activity. Bases 208 to 1284 code for a protein of 358 amino acids. The record is from RefSeq and is a predicted model, not a curated record. The transcript has 2 exons.